AUGACACAACUGAAUUUGGAUUCUAUUCACUUAUCGCCCCACGAAAGGCAAAGGUCAGCCUCAACUGCAGCAUUGCAUCCCGACCUCGGCACGCUCACGUCACAAGAUCCGCACUUGAUGAUGAAACCUUCGGGGCUAUCCCCUGGAGUGGGUACAAGUGGCGUCACCAGCGGAUCAUCCGAUAUACCACCAGAUUUGGCUAUAUUGUUGCAAAAGUUGGACGAGGAUUUCUUGGUAAAUAAAACGAUCGACCAAUGGACUUAUAUCAACAGAAGAGAGGAGAUAAUGCAGUCAGUGAAUAGGCUCCACCAGAAACAGAACCAGGAGUAUUUUCCUUUGGACCCCAAUUUGUUGGAAAUGCCCCUCAAACCAAGAAGAUCGGCAACAUUUUUCACUGAUAGCAAACGUUCAGACGACAUCUUGGAAAUUUUGAAGAACAGGGCUACCAUCUAUAAAUCGGAUUUGGCCUUUGUUGUGUUGGAUUCGAGGGGAAAGGAAGUGAAUUCCAUCACCUGGGAAAAACUAUAUUUGCGGGCGGUCAAGAUAGCUUAUGAAAUUCAGCAUAGAUCAAGCAUGAAAAACAGUGACACAGUCAUUUUAUUGUACAAAGAUGGAGAAGUUACCGAAUUUGUUGCUGCAUUGUUUGGGUGUUUUCUAGCAGGAGUCACAGCGAUACCAAUACACCAGGAUAUCUCAUUAAGUGAAGUUUUGAGUAUCCUAACGCUCACAUCUACAAAGCUUCUUUUGUACUCAGACACGGUAGCGAAAGAACUUGAAAGACUCAAUGCUCAGAAUCUGAGAAUACAGUGGCCCGCAAAGUUAUUGAAAUGGAGAACGACUGAUUUCGGCUCCGCAAAAAAAACAGAGUUAUCUUCUUGGCAUGCCAAGCAUCAAAGCAGAGGUGAUGCUGUACAAAGUAUGAAUCUAGCAUAUAUUGAGUUUUCAAGGUCUCCAGUGGGGGAGCUUCGUGGCAUUGCUCUCAGCCACAAAACCAUUUCACAUCAAAUGCAAUGUUUGGAUGUUGCGCUUCUGAGUUUGCCAAACUCUGGAGGUGCUUUCCGGCGCAGUAGCAAAGAAUACAAAGGAAACAAAAAAGUCGUUUUGGCAACCUUGGAUAUUAGGUUCUCGAUCGGCCUCAUUCUAGGUAUAAUUUUUACCAUUUAUAGCGGAAAUGUAUUGUUCUGGGCGCCACAGCGAGUGAUGGAAACACAGGGGUUGUAUGCAAACAUUUUGACAAGAUGUCGAGCAUCGUUGCUCUUGGCUGAUUAUUUGGGGUUGAAAAGGGUCACUUAUGAUUAUCAGGAGGCACCGAGCGCAACAAGGUACUUUUCGAAAACGCAAAGGGUUGAUUUUUCUUCGGUCAAGUGGGUUUUGGUGAACGCGUUAACUAUUGACGGAGAAUUUAUGGAAAUUUUGGCCCAAAGGUAUCUCAGGCCGUUAGGCUGUCAACAUCCGGAGAAUGCGAUUAUUCCGAUGCUCACUUUGAGCGAGUAUGGUGGAAUGGUUAUUUCUCUCAGAGAUUGGCUCGGGGGGAAGGAAAAGAUGGGAAAUGUACAGUCAGACGAUGAGUCCAGUGAUUUGUCUUCGGUUGUGAUCGAUAAGGAGUGUUUGGGUCGAAAUUUGGUGAAGAUUGUGGAGACAAACCCAUCAACGUCUGACGACAUUGGCAGCAACAAUCUCAGGGUAGAUGCCUUUGGAUAUCCACUUCCCGAUGCAACUUUGGCGGUUGUGAACCCCGAACUGGCAACCUUAGUGCAAAAAGGGGAGCUAGGAGAGAUUUGGAUUGACAGUCCAUGCCUUUCAGGUGGAUUUUAUGGUUUGCGAAAGGAAUCAAAGCUGAUUUUUCAUGCCAAAUGCCACGGGCCAGAUGGCUUGCUCGAAAUGGAUUUUUUAAGAACGGGGCUUUUGGGAUUUACGCACAACGGCAAAGUCUAUGUGUUGGGCUUGUAUGAAGACAGAAUACGACAAAGAGUGAGCUGGAUGGACCACCCAUCGUUCAAGAGAACAAGCUUGGAUGUUGGGCUGUAUUCAGGAUCGAGGUACCACUAUUCUUCGCAUUUGCUAGCUACGUUGGCCAGUGAGGUGAAACAGAUUUACGAUUGUACAAUUUUUGACAUAUUUGUCGGUAAUGAGUAUUUGCCCGUUGCAAUAGUGGAGGCAGAAGUUAUACGAAAUCAAUUCGACGAUGCAAGUGGUGCCGAUGCAAAUAAUGGAGGGGCAAAAAGCAAAGUUGGAGAUCUUGAGCAAAACAGUGGUGUGCCACUCAAUGAACCAGUAUUGAAUGCAAUUGCCCAAAAAUGUUUUGACACUCUUUAUAAAAGACAUUCAUUAAGAUUGUACUGUGUGAUGGUUGUUGAUUGUGACACUUUACCGAAAAUUAUGCGAAGUGGUGGAAGAGAAAUUGCAAAUAUGCUUUGCAAGAAAAAAUUUUUGGAAGGAACUUUGAAAGCUGAUUUUGUGAAAUUUUUUGUCAGAAAGUCGAUUAGUUUGAUACCUCAUGGCGAGGAUGUCAUUGGAGGAAUAUGGUCGCCAUAUGUGUCAGAGUUGAGAAGUAAAGCAUUGACAAAUUUCCCCAACCAGUAUUCGGCCAUUGACUAUCGGGCUAAAGCAAUAGAUGACAAAACGGGCACAAUAUUAUCAGAUUUCAAGACAAUACAUGAUAUUCUCAAGUACCGUGUGUCUAAAAGUGGCGACUCCAUUGCUUUUCAAAAUGUUGAUGUCAGCGGAAAGAACAAACCUUUAACAUGGAAGAAGUUUGAGCACAGAGUUCAUGCUGUUUGCCAGUACUUAAUCGACAAGACCAAUAUCAAGGCGGGGCAGUACGUAAUAUUGAUGUACUCGCUAUCUGAGGACUUUGUUAUAGCAACUUACGCUUGUUUUGUUUGUGGGAUCGUACCGAUACCAAUGCUUCCCUUUGACUCAAACAGGAUUGGAGAAGACUUUCCUGCAUUUAUUGGAGUGAUCAAAGACUUUGACAUUUCCGAAAUACUAGUCAACGAUGAGGUUGAAAAGUUUUUGAAAAAUGGUCCUAUAGCAGACUCUUUAAAAAAAGUCACCCAUAAACGAGUCAAAUCGCUCAAGAUAAAAAACACUACCAAACUUAGUAAGGUGACAAAUGUGGGUGCUUUGACAACAAAAAUUUCUGCUUAUCUGGGCUCCAAUAAACUUAGAAAUGAAGAUGGGAUUGCUUUGGUUUGGCUUAAUUUUACCUCCGAUCACUACCGUGUUGGUGCCACUUUGAGUCACAAGAAUAUUCUUGGAAUGUGCAAGGUGUUCAAGGAAACAUGCAAUCUUAGUUCCCAGUCCGCUAUUGUAGGCUGUGUGAGACACGCUUCAGGAAUUGGCUUUGUGCAAGCAUGUCUUUUGGGGGUUUUUUUGGGAACCACUACGUAUUUAAGCUCGCCAGUUAAUUAUGCUGAGAAUCCGUUGUCAUUCUUUUUGACACUUGCUCGGUACAAGGUGAAAGACGUUUUUGUUACGGAGCAGAUGCUUAAGUACGCGGCCAUUAAAUUUUCUCCCAAAGGUUUCAACUUGUCCCAUUUGAAGAAUAUGAUGAUAAGUACCGAGAGUAGAGUCGAGGUGGACUUGUUGAGGAAAAUUGCUAAAGUUUUUCAACCCACAAAGAUGAGUGCAGCAUCAAUGUCCACGGUUCAUAAUCAUUACUUCAAUCCGAUUAUCUCCACCCGGUCAUACAUGACAGUUGCGCCUGUUGAUCUUUACUUGGACCCAGUAGCGUUGAGACAGGGUUAUGUUUCUGUUGUUAGCCAGUCUGAUGUGCCGAAUGCGCUCCAUGUACAAGAUUCGGGAAUGGUUCCCGUAUGCACAGAAAUUGCCAUCGUUAACCCUGAAACAAGGAGAAUAUGUAAAGAGGGUGAGUACGGUGAAAUUUGGGUGUGCUCGGAAGCAAAUCUCACGUCGUUUACCAACGGCCCCCAAGGACCUGUGGACAAUUUCACUCCUAUACAAUUUAGUGGAAAAAUCAAAGAUGGAAACCCUGAUGUGACAUACCUUCGAACGGGAGAAUUGGGCUUCUUGCAUAAUAUUUCGAUAACAAAAAACAAAAGCUAUCAAAAUGAGAGCGAAAUCUCAUCGUUUCAGCCACUUUUUGUCUUGGGAAAAAUUGCUGAUACUUUUGAAGUGAUGGGUUUGCAUCAUUUCCCCAUUGACAUUGAAAACACAAUUGAGUUUUGCCAUGCAGAUAUUUACAAAAAUGGCUCUUGUGUCUUUCGAUGUGCAGAUUACACGGUCGUGGUUUGUGAAUCUAAGCGUACUCGGUACUUUGCAUCAUUAGUGCCACUAAUAAUAAAUACGGUUUUCAGUAAGCACCAUUUGAUUAUUGACAUUGUUGCCUUCAUUAAGAAAGGCGAGUUUCCUAUAUCUCGAUUAGGAACUAAGCAGAGGGCAAGAAUUGUUGAUGCAUGGGUACAAGGGGUGAUACCUAUCAGUGCAUCGUACGGGGUCAACUACGGCGAGAAUAGCAUGAUCAAGUUGAUAAAAGAGAUGGAAAAGUCUGCACAGGACAAUCCAAUGAUAGAGCUCAAAAAUCCUGCCUUAUCGUACUACGACUCCGAGUUUGACAGCACAGAUGUUUUUGAUGAUGAGAAAAGAGAAGCACUAAAAUUGAACAGCCAUCCUUAA
This is a messenger RNA of Lodderomyces theae, 4638 nucleotides long. RefSeq lists its product as uncharacterized. The transcript has a single exon. The record is from RefSeq and is a predicted model, not a curated record. Lineage: Eukaryota; Fungi; Ascomycota; Pichiomycetes; Serinales; Debaryomycetaceae. Bases 1 to 4638 code for a protein of 1545 amino acids. Gene Ontology annotation, cellular component: cytosol.